AUGGCCUUCACCGAUCUCGAUCUAAUCUUAUUUCUCAGAACGGGACAUCCGGCAGACUCGGAGUGGCAAAGUGCGGGACCUGAAAGGUUUAGUUAA
Messenger RNA from Penicillium digitatum Pd1, 96 nucleotides. Lineage: Eukaryota; Fungi; Ascomycota; Eurotiomycetes; Eurotiales; Aspergillaceae. The record is from RefSeq and is a predicted model, not a curated record.